AUGUCCUCCACAUGUUUGGUCCUCAGGAGACUGAGUGCGUCCUACCAAUAUCCUACUAUUAUUCUCAAUGCUAAUCAACGCAUCUUGCAGCUGUGCUUACUCGCUGAGCGGCCAGGUCCUCAUCUCGACCACUCCUCGCGCUCUGCCUUUAACAAAGAGUCUCGCGCCCAACCAGCUCUAUUAACAUCGCUCGUCCUCACCUUUGAGGGCUCAACUGAGCAUUUUGCAAAGGGCCAGGGCUACAAUGCCACCCGCCUCUGCAGCGUCUCCCAGACGCUCGUCGCCCGCACCUCGACGCCAGUCGCAAUUCCUUCAACUCCAGAUCACAAGGUCGCAAUCGUCUUUGACCUUGCGAUUCCUGGCUGGCUCCCCGCAUCGAUCCACUCCCAACAUGCCACCACGGCCACGACCACCUAUCGUCUGUACGCAAAGGCCGUCUAUCAGAGUGAAGAGUCGACGGGUCUCUGGCUCGGAAGUCGUACUAAAUACCGAGACGCAACGCCCGUCCCCGUCACCGUUCAGCGACAUCGCACAACGGCUGCCCCUAAAAAGUGCACCUACGCUGUCCCAGUCCGCCCACUUCCCUCGACAUCAUCUCAGGAGCCUGUCAUUCCCAAGGAGGUUCUGUCGGCCGUCCAGGUCAGGGCCACCGUCCCAAGUUACCUCGACCAAAAGUCGUCUGCUCCCUUUGACCUUCGUCUCGAUGUCGGGUGCACCGCAGAGGGCGUCACAGUUCACAAGUUUGGUGUCCGGAUGAUCCAAUGUACGACAUAUGGCACCACACCCGAUGCAGAGUUCCGACGACGAUUCCCCCUUCCUGCGGAACAACCACCAUCGGUACCCCUCCUCACGCCUCACGAGCUCGACAGCCUGUUCAUGGCAGCCAUCUGCUUCCCACCCAACGCUCUCCGUGUCGACAAGGACGACAUUCUGCACCCAAACAAGCCUAGCGUGUUCAACAUGCAAGAAGGCGAACAGGGCCAUUCGCUCGACAAUGAGCCGAGUAGCAUCACUGUUCCUCUCUUCCUCGACAGUGCUCCAGCAAAGGGUCUCGUCAAGCAGACAUACAUGUCGCCUUAUGUCCACGUCGCUCACAAGCUCCUCGUCGACUUUGACAUUGGAUACAACAAUGAGCGCGAACGAGUCGGUUUUGUUCUCCCAAUCCCCGUCUACGACAUGGACAUCGCCUCUUCUGCUGCUGCACAGAGACGACCCAACGACGGUCUUCCCGCCUAUGUUCAACUGUAUCACUCCAACGGCGAAGCCAAGUACACUGGUGACCUCCCCGCGUAUUCAAAGGAGUGCCGACCUGGUGAAGUCAAGGACGAGAGCGGUCGACGACAUCCGCUCGAGUUUCGCAGACGGCACCUUCGCGGUGCACUUUCCACCUCGUCCUCGCCUCGCUCUUCGUCCGAAGUCUCAUCGGGCUCAGAACAUGGAGGCGAUUACUCUGACGCGAGCUCGUCCGAGUGCUGA
This is a messenger RNA of Serendipita indica DSM 11827, 1476 nucleotides long. The record is from the annotation of a GenBank genome assembly. NCBI's taxonomy places the organism in Eukaryota, Fungi, Basidiomycota, Agaricomycetes, Sebacinales, Serendipitaceae.